Messenger RNA from Neohortaea acidophila, 948 nucleotides. RefSeq lists its product as uncharacterized. The transcript has a single exon. NCBI's taxonomy places the organism in Eukaryota, Fungi, Ascomycota, Dothideomycetes, Mycosphaerellales, Teratosphaeriaceae. The record is from RefSeq and is a predicted model, not a curated record. Gene Ontology annotation, biological process: protein farnesylation; protein geranylgeranylation. Gene Ontology annotation, cellular component: cytoplasm; CAAX-protein geranylgeranyltransferase complex; protein farnesyltransferase complex. The coding region runs from base 1 to 948 and encodes 315 amino acids. Gene Ontology annotation, molecular function: protein farnesyltransferase activity; CAAX-protein geranylgeranyltransferase activity.
AUGGGCAGAUACUCCGACGACCCAGCCUGGGCCGACAUCAUCCCGCUCCCCACCGACGAAGGCGGCCCCAACCCGCUCGCAGCCAUCGCGUACGACGACGAAUACGCAGAAGCAAUGUCGUACCUGCGCGCCGUCAUGGCCGCCAACGAAUUCUCCCCGCGCAUCCUCGACCUCACCGAGGACCUCAUCGACAUGAACCCCGCGCACUACACCGUCUGGCUGUACCGCGCGCAAUGCUUAUUCGCACUGAAAUCCGAUCUGCACGCCGAGCUGGCCUGGUUGAACGCCACGGCGCUGGAGCACCAGAAGAAUUACCAGAUUUGGCACCAUCGGAUGCUGGUCGUCGAUGUGCUGGAUUCGUGCGAAGGGGAGCGCGAGUUUGUGUCGCGCAUGUUUGAGCUGGAUGCGAAGAAUUAUCACGUGUGGAGUUAUCGGCAGUGGCUUGUGCGGCGCUUUGGGCUGUGGGAGCAGGGCGAGCUGGAGUUUACGCGGGACUUGAUUGAGAAGGAUGUGCGGAAUAACUCGGCGUGGAAUCAUCGGUGGUACGUGGUUAAUGGGAGGGAGGAGAGGGAGGAGGGGGAGGCAGGCGGGGUGGUGGGCGAUGCGGCGGUGAGGGAGAGGGAGAUGGAGUUUGCCAUGCAGGCGAUUGAGAAGGCACCGCAGAAUCAGAGCUCGUGGGGCUAUCUACGUGGGAUUGUAAGGAAGGCGGGCCUGCCAUUGCAAGGGUGCAAGGCGUUUGUGCAGCGGUUUGCGAGCUUGGAGCAGCCGGAUGAGGUGCGGUCGAGCUAUGCGUUGGACUUCAUGGCGGAGAUUCUGGCGGAGGAGAAGGGGAGUGAGCAGCAGGCGGCACUGGCGUUGGACAUGCUGGCGCAGAAGUACGAUCCGGUUAGGAGGAAUUACUGGGAGUAUCGCAAGGGUUUGCUGGGUGUGGAUGCGGUUGCUGCGUGA